Melitaea cinxia (Glanville fritillary) is the source of this 1585-nucleotide messenger RNA. Its product is annotated as ribosome biogenesis protein WDR12 homolog. Gene Ontology annotation, biological process: ribosome biogenesis. Gene Ontology annotation, molecular function: protein binding. NCBI's taxonomy places the organism in Eukaryota, Metazoa, Arthropoda, Insecta, Lepidoptera, Nymphalidae. Bases 1 to 1263 code for a protein of 420 amino acids. Gene Ontology annotation, cellular component: preribosome, large subunit precursor. The record is from RefSeq and is a predicted model, not a curated record. The transcript has 9 exons.
AUGGCAGGUGAUACAGGUGAAGCACAGCUGCAAGUACGAUUUAUAACUAAACAGGAACAAUAUGCAGUAUCAGACAGUCCAUAUGCCAUACAAAGUAAUGUACAACCUUUAGAAUUAAACAAGCUUCUCAAUGGACUUUUAAAAGAAAGCAAACCAUCAAUAGAAAAUAAAGUAGAAUUCGAUUUUCUAAUAUGUGGCGAGUUAUUAGUUACGUCAAUCUCAGAGUGUCUGCAAGACAAGGGCCUUUCAACAGAAGACACUCUAGAAAUAGAGUAUCUAGAACGCUUUCCCGCUCCGAGUCCUCAGGAUUGUUUAAUGCAUGAUGAUUGGGUGUCAGCAGUUCAUACACAUGGUAACUGGAUAUUAUCUGGGAGCUAUGAUAACAGCAUUCAUAUUUGGAACACAAAAGGACAACACAAACUUGCUAUACCAGGCCACACAUCACCAGUAAAAGCAAUUUCUUGGGUAUCUUUUAAUGGAAAUCAGGCAGUAUUUGCAAGUGGUUCCCAUGACCAGUCAGCAAUGUUGUGGGUAUGGAAUGUAUCCAGUAACUCAGUGGAAUGUGUGGUUACUUGUCGUGGGCACGACAAGGGUGUUGAAUGUUUGGCAGUAUCUGCAGAUUCGAAAUGUUUCGCUACGGGCAGUUGGGACAACAAUAUCUGCCUUUGGAGUACAAGUCUUUCUGAUGAAGAUAAUGUGCCAGCAAAAAAAAAGCAAAAGCCAGAACAAGGAAAUACAAGAGAACCAUCAACAGUGCUAAAAGGUCAUAGAGAAGCAGUAUCAGGAGUACAAUGGAUGGAUUUCAACACUGUCGUGUCUAGUGGGUGGGACCACCUACUUAAAAUAUGGGAUUGUGAACUUGGAGGGAUCAAGCAAGAAAUAGCAGGCAAUAAAGCAUUCUUCGAUGUUGAUUGGUCUCCAUUGACCAGUAGCCUCAUAACAGCAUCAGCAGACAGACAUAUUCGUCUUUACGACCCUAGGUCCACAGAUAGUAUUGUAAAGACGACAUUCACGUCACACACGGGAUGGGUUCAAUCAGUGAGGUGGUCUAAGACUCGAGACACACUAUUCCUUUCUGCUGGUUAUGACGGAUUGGUCAAACUAUGGGAGACAAGGAGUCCAAAAACACCUUUGUAUGAUUUAAGCGGACACGAAGAUAAAGUUCUGUGUUGUGAUUGGUCAAACCCUACGUUCCUUGUGACUGGCUCAUGUGACAAUACUCUAAGAAUAUUUAAAUCCAAGCAUGCUACAGGAAAUGCAUGAUGUAAUAUUAUUUAUUUUACAACUUUCCACAUUCAUUCUAAACUUAGACAAAUGUUCGUCCAAAAUGCAAUCAAUUAAUUCACACAUAACACAUUUUUAGUUUUGUGGAUAGCGAAUUGUAUUUUUAUGAUACUCAGUAGAAAAAUUUCACCUGUAGUCUGUAAUUCUAUAAUGUUGUUUGACAUAUUAUAUUGAAUUUCCAACAUUAGUUGGAUAGUCAUCAAAUUUGUAACAUUUUGCAGAUUUGUCUUACAUUUGUCAGUAUGAGAGGAAUAUUGAGCGUUUCAUUGUAUGACUUUUAAUAAAGCUAUUUUUAUUUUAA